Vicia villosa (hairy vetch) is the source of this 1602-nucleotide messenger RNA. Its product is annotated as cullin-3A-like. The transcript has 2 exons. Gene Ontology annotation, molecular function: ubiquitin protein ligase binding. Bases 148 to 1284 code for a protein of 378 amino acids. Gene Ontology annotation, cellular component: cullin-RING ubiquitin ligase complex. Gene Ontology annotation, biological process: protein ubiquitination; ubiquitin-dependent protein catabolic process. The record is from RefSeq and is a predicted model, not a curated record. Lineage: Eukaryota; Viridiplantae; Streptophyta; Magnoliopsida; Fabales; Fabaceae.
CUUGAGAUUCGCGGAAGAUACAUGUGAUGUGUGUGUGAAAGUCAUUCCCCAAAGUCGUCUUUCUCAGUCUACUUUCUAUUAAAGUAGUAUUUUUCUUGUUAUAAAUAAAUCUUUGUUUCAAGGACAUCUCUUCAGCUUAAGAAGAAUAUGAGUAACCAGAACAAAAAAUUUCAAAUAGAGGCCUUCAAAUACCGGGAAGUCAAGGAUCAGAACUAUGCUGACAAGACUUGGAACAUUCUUGAACAUGCAAUCCAUGAUAUAUUCAUCCACAACACUAGUCAUCUUGAUUUCGAAGAUCUUUACAGACAUGCUUACAAUAUGAUUCUUCACAAGUUCGGCGAAAAGCUAUAUUCUGAACUAGUUGCCACCAUGACUUCUCAUCUUAAUGAGAUAGCCGAAUCUGUUGAAGCCGCGGAAGGAGGUUCGUUUCUCGAAGAAUUAAACGGAAAAUGGAAUGAUUAUAAUAAGGCUUUACAUAUGAUUAGAGACAUGUUGAUGUACAUGGAUAGGACCUAUGUCCCAAGCACCCAGAAGAAACCUGUUUAUGAACUUGGCCUAAACCUGUGGAGAGAAAAUGUUAUUUACUCAAAUCAGAUAAGGACUCGACUAUCGAGUACGCUUUUGGAAUUAGUAUACAGCGAGCGUGCCGGAGAAGAUGUUAAUAUAGAACUGAUUAGAAGCAUAAUAAAGAUGCUGAUGAAUUUAAGUCAUUUUGUUUAUGAACAAGAAUUUGAGACUCCGUUUCUGCAAGGUUCAGCUGAGUUCUACAAGGCUGAAUCUCAAAAACUUAUUGAGUGUUGUGAAUGCGGGGAUUAUCUCAAAGAAACUGAGAGGCGUCUGAAUGAGGAAAUAGAUAGAGUGAGCCAUUACUUGGACCCUAAGACUGAAAAGAAGAUUACCGAUGUGGUCGAGAAAGAGAUGAUUGAGAAUCACAUGAUUACAUUAAUCCAUAUGGAGAACUCUGGGCUAGUAAACUUGCUUUGUGAUGAUAAAUACGAGGAUUUGGGUAGAAUGUAUAACUUGUUCGGCCGUGUUAAUGAUGGUCUCUCGAAAAUAUGUGUAGUGAUGACUUCACACAUUCGAGAGACCGUUCAAAAACUUGGUAUUGAUCUAGAAAGAUUGAAGGAUCAUACUGAAUUUGAGCAGGGGCUCUUGGAUGUGAAAAUUAAAUACGAAAAGAUUAUAAAAUUGGCAUUUAGUAAUGACGAAUUGUUCCAGAAUGCUUUGAAUUCUUCAUUUGAAUUUUUCCGUAUAGAGGAAGAAAGAAAGUCCCAGAUUGAUUGAUGCAGCAAUAGUCCAUGAAGUAACUUGAUAAUGCAUUUUCCUCGGCUACAGUCCUUUAUAUUUUUUUACGCAGUGUGUGUGUUUGUAUAUUGUAAUUAUGAGUCAUUGAGUUGGUUCAAUGUGAAAACUAACUUUUUGAAUGAAGACAAAGUCAUUCUUAGAAACAUCCUUAUUCAUGAAAGUAAUUUGUUUAUUUGAGUGUUUGUUGAAUUGGUUGGUUAUUUUAUUUUAUAUAUAUUUUACUUGGUUUGUUGUCAUAUUGCAUGAUUAAUAUUGUAAAAUCCAAAUUCCGAGAAUACGUUCAAUUAUUCCAAAAUA